CUGCUCUUACUGGGAUGUGUGUGUUCUUCAUCAGGUCUGACCCUUCCAAAGCCAUCACAGCCGAGAACAUCCACCGGGAGGUGAGCUUCAAUGUGUUAGAUACAGCAGAUGGUGGCCUGCUAAACACUGUGAGACGCUUGCUCUCUGAUGUCUUCAUUCCUGCACUCAGGGCCUCAAGCCAUGGCUGGGGUGAGCUAGAGAGUCUUCAAGAUGCAUCAAGCAUUCGACAGGACUUCCUGAGCUCUCUGGAAGGUUUUGUGGGCAUCCUGUCAGGUGCACAGGAGAGUUUGAAAGAGAAGGUGAACCUUCAAAAGUGUGAUAUAUUUGAACUGAAAGCCCUGAAGGGACCUAUGGACUACUUGGCUCUAGCGAGCAACCCGGAGACUUUGGAAAAAGUAGAGGGCUGUAUGAAAGUGUGGAUCAAGGAGACAGAGCAGGUCCUUGCAGAAAACAACCAGCUGCGGAAGGAAGCUGAUGAUGUUGGACCCCGGGCAGAGUUAGAGCACUGGAAAAAAAGGCUUUCCAAAUUCCACUAUCUUUUGGAUCAGCUGAAAGGCCCAGAUGUGAAGGCUGUGCUGGCUGUGCUGGCUGCGGCCAAGUCAAAACUUCUCAAGACUUGGAGAGAGACGGAUAUUCGAAUCACUGAUGCAGCCAACGAGGCAAAAGACAAUGUCAAGUAUUUGUACACACUUGAAAAAUGUUGUGAUCCCUUGUACAACAGUGAUCCUAUAUCCAUGAUUGAUGCUAUUCCUAUACUUAUAAAUGCUAUUAAAAUGAUCUACAGUAUCUCUCACUACUAUAACACCUCUGAGAAGAUCACAUCUCUGUUUGUAAAGGUGACAAAUCAGAUGAUAUCUGCAUGCAAAGCCUAUAUCACCAACAGCGGAACCGCCUCUAUCUGGAACCAGCCGCAGGAUGUCGUGAUGGAAAAAAUAUUAUCUGCCAUUAAACUUAAGCAGGAAUAUCAACACUGCUUUCACCAGACAAAACAGAAGCUUAAACAAAAUCCAAGUGAAAAGCAAUUUGAAUUUAGUGAGAUGUAUAUUUUUGGAAAAUUUGAAACUUUUCACCGACGUCUAUCCAAGAUAAUGGACAUCUUUAAAACCUUCAAGACAUACUCUGUCCUUCAAGAGUCUAAAAUCGAAGGGCUGGAUGGCUUGAUAAUUAAAUUCCAGGACAUUGUUGCAACCAUAAAGAGAAAGGAAUAUAAUUUCUUAGACCAGCGGAAAAUGGAUUUUGAUCAGGAUUAUGAUGACUUUUGCAAGCAGAUUAGUGACCUUCAUAAUGAGUUACAGAAGUUCAUGGAUGUUACAUUUGAAAAGAUUCAAAACACCAAUCAAGCUCUAAGCAUGUUGAAAAAAUUUGAAAGCUUGAAUAUUCCUAACCUUGGAAUCGAUGACAAAUACCAACUGAUCCUGGAAAAUUAUGGGGCUGACAUUGAUAUGAUUGCAAAACUGUAUACAAAGCAGAAAUGUGACCCUCCUCUGGCUCGAGACCAGCCUCCCAUUGCUGGGAAAAUCUUGUGGGCUCGCCAGCUCUUCCGUAGGAUGGAGCGCCCCAUGCAGCUGUUCCAGCAGCAUCCAUCCGUGCUGAGGACAGCCCAGGCCAAGCCCAUCAUCCGCAUGUACAACAGGACAGCCAAGAUCCUCCUGGAGUUUGAAGUCCUGUACCACAGGGCCUGGCUUCAACAGAUUGAAGAAAUUCACAUCGGUCUCGAAGCUUCUUUAUUGGUGAGGGUGCCAGGCACAGGGGAAUUGUUUGUCAACUUUGAUCCUCAGAUACUAAUCUUAUUUCGAGAAACAGAGUGCAUGUUACAGAUGGGGCUGCCAAUCUCACCGCUGGCGGCGUCCCUCUUCCAGAGGCGGGACACAUACAAAAAGAACUUCAGUAACAUGAAGAUGAUGCUGGCCGAGUACCAGCGAGUGAAGUCCAACGUGCCUCCCACCCUUGAGCAGCUGAUGUCGCCACACUUGGCUAAGGUGAACGAAGUUCUUCAGCCCGGCCUGGCUGCCCUGACCUGGGCAUCACUGAAUAUUGAGACGUACUUAGAAAACUCUUUUACAAAGAUCAAGGACCUAGAGCUGCUGCUUGACCGGAUCAAUGAUUUGAUUGAGUUCCGUAUUGCUGCUGUUCUGGAAGAGAUGAGCAACACCCCUCUUUGUGAGCUUCCUGGAGAGCAGCCCCUCACCUGCGAUGAGUUCCUCCAGAUGACCAAGCCACUGGUGGCCGGCAACACUGGCCAAUUUUAUAAUGAUAUGUAUGAAUCUGAAAUUAUGAUUAUGAGUUUAUUGAAAAGAGAAGACGGAAAUUCUGAUGCCUUGGCCUCCUGCCUGAAUGCUGGGACUGGCUCCUUGUCUUUAGCAACAGUCACAAGAAAGAAGAAACAAACUGAGGUGUUAGAGGAAGAAGCCUGUGAGCUGCUCUCUCAUUUCAACCAUCAAAACAUGGAUGCACUUCUGAAAGUUACGAGGAAUACGCUAGAGGCUAUUCGCAAGCGCGUUCAAGCGUCCCACUCAGUUCACUUCAGGGACAGUCAUAGUGCAUGCAAGAUGAAGCCGAAUCAUCUCCCCAUUUUCCGGGCCAGCAUCACCCUGGCCAUCCCCAGUGUGUCCAUUGUCCCCACCCUGGAGGACAUACAGCAGACACUGAACAAGGCUGUGGAGUGCAUCACCAGCGUCCCCAAGGGGGUCAGACAGUGGAGCAGCGAGCUGCUGUCCCAGAAAAAGGUGAAUGAAAGAAAAAUGGCUGCUUUGCGGAGUCACGAAGACAGCGAUUCUGAGACGGAUAUGGGAGAAAAUGAAGCUCAAGUGAAUUUCUCCAUCAGGGAAGCUAAAGAUAAUUUUCGUUGCAACUUUUCUGGAGUGUUUGCAGAUACCGUUGAGAUAGCAUCUAUAAAUUUACCCAUUCCAGUGCAAAUCAAAAACUAUUAUAAGAAUGUUUCUGACAACAAAGAGAUUGUAAAAUUAGUCUCUGUGCUUAGCACCAUCAUCCACUCCACCAAAAAGGUAGUUAUUGCAUCCAUGGAUCACUUCAAAUGCUAUAAUCACAUCUGGCAAAAGGAGAAAGAAGAAGCCAUCAGGACGUUUAUCAUGCAAAACCCUUUGCUUUCUGAAUUUGAGUCCCAGAUUCUUUAUUUCCAAAACCUAGAGCAGGAAAUUAAUGCUGAGCCGGAGUGCAUCUGCGUGGGUGCCAUUGCUUUGUAUACAGCUGACUUGAAAUUUGCCCUCACUGCUGAGAUAAGAAGUUGGAUGAUGGUUGUCGGUCGCCACUGUAACCAAAAGUACAGGAGUGAGAUGGACACCAUAUUUGCACUUGUUGAGGAGUUCAGCAAGAAACUGAAUCGUCCAAUCAAAGACCUAGAUGAUAUACGGAUUGCAAUGGCUGCACUGAAAGAGAUCAGGGAGCAGCAAAUCCACGUUGACUUUCAAGUGGGGCCCAUUGAGGAAUCAUAUGCUCUACUUAACAAAUAUGGACUUCUGGUAGUAAAGGAAGAGAUGGACAAAGUUGAUGCUCUGCGCUAUGCCUGGGAGAAGCUGCUUGCCCGGGCCAGUGAAGUCCAGAAUGAGUUAGUCUCCCUGCAGCCCUCUUUCAGGAAGGAGCUGAUUAGCACGGUGGAGGUCUUUCUACAGGACUGUCAACAGUUUUAUGUGAACUAUGACUUGAAUGGCCCAAUGGUUGGCAGCUUGAAACCUCAGGAAGCCAGUGAUAGACUAACCAUGUUUCAGGUAACUUUUGAUAACAUCUAUCGCAAAUACAUCACCUACAGUGGAGGAGAAGAACUUUUUGGUCUGCCAGUUACUCAGUACCCUCAGCUUCUUGAGAUAAAAAAACAGCUAAGUCUUCUACAGAAAAUAUACAGUUUGUACAACAGUGUCAUAGAAACUGUCAAUAGUUACCAAGAUAUUCUAUGGUCAGAAGUGAAUAUUGAAAAAAUCAACAACGAACUCUUAGAAUUCCAGAACAGGUGUCGGAAGCUGCCCCGGGCACUGAAGGACUGGCAGGCUUUUCUGGACCUGAAGAAGACCAUCGAUGACUUCAGCGAGUGCUGCCCUCUGCUGGAGUAUAUGGCCAGUAAGGCCAUGGUGGAGAGGCACUGGGAGAGAAUCGCGGCCCUCACUGGCCACCAUCUAGAUGUGGGGAGCGAAACCUUUAAAUUAAGAAAUAUCAUGGAGGCACCUCUUCUGAAAUACAAAGAAGAAAUCGAGGACAUCUGCAUCAGCGCAGUGAAGGAAAGAGACAUUGAACAGAAGCUGAAGCAAGUGGUCAGUGAAUGGGACAACAAAACGUUCACGUUUGGCAGCUUUAAAACCCGUGGAGAACUGCUCCUGCGAGGGGACAGUACCGCGGAAAUCAUCGCCAGCAUGGAGGACAGCCUGAUGCUGCUGGGCUCUCUCUUGAGCAACAGGUACAAUAUGCCGUUCAAAGCUCAGAUUCAGAAAUGGGUGCAGUACCUUUCCAACGCCACAGACAUCAUUGAGAACUGGAUGACUGUGCAAAACUUGUGGAUUUAUCUAGAAGCUGUCUUUGUGGGAGGAGACAUUGCCAAGCAGCUGCCCAAGGAAGCCAAGCGCUUUUCCAAUAUAGACAAAUCUUGGGUGAAGAUCAUGACUCGGGCACAUGAGAUGCCAACUGUGGUUCAGUGUUGUGUCGGAGAUGAAACCAUGGGACAGCUUUUACCACACUUGUUGGAGCAACUGGAGAUAUGCCAGAAAUCCCUUACUGGGUACUUGGAGAAAAAACGAGUUUGCUUUCCUCGGUUCUUCUUUGUCUCAGAUCCUGCUCUUCUGGAGAUUUUGGGGCAGGCUUCGGACUCCCACACAAUCCAGGCUCAUUUGCUGAAUGUAUUUGACAACAUUAAAACUGUCAAGUUUCACGACAAGAUCUACGACCGAAUCUUGUCAGUUUCCUCACGAGAGGGUGAGACGAUAGACUUGGAAAAACCUGUCAUGGCCGAGGGCAAUGUGGAAGUGUGGCUCAAUAAUCUCUUAGAGGAGUCCCAGGCUUCAUUACACCGAGUGAUUCGGCAGGCAGCUGCGAAUAUUCAAGAAAUGGGUUUCCAGUUGAUUGAAUUUCUCUCUUCUUUCCCUGCUCAGGUUGGAUUAUUAGGAAUUCAAAUGAUAUGGACCCGAGAUUCAGAAGAAGCCCUUAGAAAUGCCAAGUUUGAUAAAAAAAUCAUGCAGAAAACCAAUCAGUCUUUCUUGGAACUACUAAACACACUGAUUGACAUCACCACAAAGGACCUGAGCUCCAUGGAGCGAGUGAAAUAUGAGACUUUGAUUACUAUUCAUGUGCACCAAAGGGAUAUCUUUGAUGAGUUGUGUCAUCUGCAUGUCAAGAGCCCUACAGACUUUGAGUGGUUGAAACAGUGCAGGUUUUACUUUAACGAAGACUCUGACAAGAUGAACAUCCACAUCACAGAUGUGGCUUUCAUAUACCAGAAUGAAUUUUUAGGCUGCACUGACAGGCUUGUCAUAACUCCACUCACAGACAGGUGCUACAUUACGCUGGCCCAAGCGCUGGGGAUGAGCAUGGGAGGCGCCCCCGCCGGGCCUGCAGGGACAGGCAAGACGGAGACCACCAAGGACAUGGGACGGUGUCUCGGGAAAUACGUUGUGGUUUUCAACUGUUCAGACCAGAUGGAUUUCCGAGGACUUGGACGCAUAUUUAAAGGGUUGGCGCAGUCUGGUUCCUGGGGCUGCUUCGAUGAAUUUAACCGGAUCGAUCUGCCGGUUCUCUCAGUCGCAGCCCAGCAAAUUUCUAUUAUUCUCACAUGUAAAAAGGAGCACAGAAAAUCUUUUAUUUUUACUGAUGGAGACAAUGUGACGAUGAACCCUGAAUUUGGACUCUUUCUGACUAUGAAUCCUGGCUAUGCAGGGCGACAGGAACUCCCAGAAAACUUGAAGAUCAACUUCCGCUCGGUGGCCAUGAUGGUUCCUGACCGUCAGAUUAUCAUCAGGGUGAAGUUGGCCAGUUGUGGCUUCAUUGACAACAUUGUUCUAGCCAGGAAGUUUUUCACACUCUACAAGCUGUGUGAAGAACAACUUUCGAAGCAGGUCCACUAUGACUUUGGUCUGCGAAACAUUCUGUCGGUCCUGCGGACAUUGGGGGCCGCAAAACGAGCCAACCCCAUGGACACGGAGUCCACGAUUGUCAUGCGUGUGCUGCGCGACAUGAACCUUUCCAAACUAACCGAUGAGGAUGAGCCCUUGUUUUUGAGUCUGAUUGAGGAUCUCUUCCCAAAUAUUCUCCUGGACAAGGCCGGUUACCCUGAACUGGAAGCAGCAAUUGGCAGACAGGUUGAAGAAGCUGGCUUGAUCAACCACCCUCCCUGGAAACUGAAGGUCAUCCAGCUGUUUGAAACUCAGAGGGUGAGGCACGGUAUGAUGGCGCUGGGGCCUAGCGGAGCAGGGAAGACCACUUGUAUCCACACCUUGAUGAAGGCCAUGACAGAUUGUGGAAAACCACACCGGGAGAUGAGGAUGAACCCCAAAGCCAUUACUGCACCACAGAUGUUUGGUCGGCUGGAUGUGGCCACAAAUGAUUGGACUGAUGGAAUAUUUUCUACCCUUUGGAGGAAAACAUUGAAAGCCAAAAAAGGGGAACAUAUCUGGAUAGUUCUCGAUGGUCCAGUGGAUGCCAUCUGGAUUGAGAAUCUGAAUUCUGUUUUGGAUGAUAAUAAAACGCUAACCCUUGCCAAUGGGGAUCGGAUUCCCAUGGCCCCAAACUGCAAGAUCGUUUUUGAACCUCACAACAUUGACAAUGCUUCUCCUGCUACUGUCUCCAGAAAUGGAAUGGUUUUCAUGAGCUCUUCUGUCCUUGACUGGAGUCCCAUUCUUGAGGGUUUUCUUAAGAAACGUCCUCCUCAAGAGGCUGAAAUUCUGCGCCAGCUGUAUACCGAGUCUUUCCCGGACCUGUAUCACUUCAGUAUUCAGAACCUAGAAUACAAGAUGGAGCUUCUGGAGGCCUUCAUCGUCACCCAGAGCAUCAACAUGCUUCAGGGCCUCAUCCCUGCAAAGGAGCAGGGCGGCGAGGUGGGGCCCGAGCACCUGGGCAGGCUGUUCGUCUUCGCGCUGAUGUGGAGCCUGGGCGCGGCACUGGAGCUGGAGGGCCGCCGGCGGCUGGAGCUCUGGCUGCGCGCCCGGGAGGCGUGCGCGCUGCCCCUGCCGCCCUCGCGCGGCCCCGGGGACGCCAUGUUCGACUACUACGUGACGCCCGAAGGGAACUGGCUGCACUGGAGUGCAUGCACCCCGGAAUACGUGUACCCUGCCCAGGCCUCUCCUGAAUAUAGCUCCAUCCUGGUGCCCAAUGUGGACAAUGUGAGGACUGACUUUCUAAUCAACACCAUUGCUAAGCAAGGCAAGGCUGUACUGUUGAUUGGGGAACAAGGAACAGCCAAAACAGUCAUAAUUAAAGGAUUUAUGUCAAAAUAUGAUCCUGAAAGCCACAUGAUCAAAAGUCUCAACUUUUCUUCUGCCACUACCCCACUGAUGUUUCAGAGGACAAUAGAGAGCUAUGUGGAUAAACGGAUGGGUACAACUUAUGGUCCUCCGGCAGGAAAGAAGAUGACUAUAUUUAUUGAUGAUGUGAAUAUGCCAAUAAUCAAUGAAUGGGGAGAUCAGGUUACUAACGAGAUAGUACGACAGCUGAUGGAACAAAAUGGAUUCUAUAACCUAGAGAAGCCUGGGGAGUUUACCAGCAUGGUGGACAUCCAGUUCGUGGCUGCCAUGAUCCAUCCUGGGGGUGGACGCAAUGACAUACCCCAAAGACUCAAGAGGCACUUCUCCAUAUUUAACUGCACUUUGCCUUCGGACGCCUCCAUGGACAAGAUCUUUGGAGUGAUUGGAGUUGGCCAUUACUGUACCCAGCGGGGUUUCUCAGAGGAAGUGAGAGAUGCUGUCAUGAAAUUGGUACCGCUGACCCGUUGCCUGUGGCAGAAGACCAAGGUUAAGAUGCUCCCCACACCUGCCAAGUUCCACUAUGUGUUCAACCUUCGAGAUCUUUCCAGGAUCUGGCAGGGAAUGCUGAACACCACUUCAGAGGUCAUCAAAGAACCAGAUGAACUGUUACAGCUUUGGAAACAUGAAUGCAAGCGUGUGAUCGUUGACCGUUUCACAGUGUCUGCUGAUGUGGCCUGGUUUGAUAAGGCUUUGGCUAACUUGGUAGAGGAGGAGUUUGGUGAAGAGAAAAAACUUGUGGUGGAUUGUGGAAUUGAUUCUUACUUUGUGGAUUUCUUGAGGGACGCACCUGAAGCUACAGGAGAAACACCCGAGGAGACAGAUGCUGAAAUGCCCAAAAUUUACGAACCAAUUGAAUCCUUUGAUCACCUGAGAGAGCGUCUGAACAUGUUCCUGCAACUGUACAAUGAGAGUGUCCGUGGCGCUGGCAUGGAUAUGGUGUUCUUCGCCGACGCCAUGAUCCACUUAGUGAAGAUUUCUCGAGUGAUCCGGAUGCCCAGGGGAAACGCCCUCCUGGUUGGGGUGGGCGGGUCAGGGAAGCAGAGCCUGACCAGGUUGGCUUCCUUCAUCGCUGGCUACACUUCUUUCCAGGUCACUCUGACAAGGUCCUACAACACACCCAAUCUGAUGGAAGACCUGAAGGUUUUGUACCGGACAGCUGGUCAGCAAGGAAGAGGAAUCACCUUCAUUUUCACAGACAAUGAGAUUAAAGAUGAGUCGUUUUUGGAAUAUAUGAAUAAUGUCCUGUCAUCGGGUGAGGUCUCCAACCUCUUUGCCCGUGAUGAAAUUGAUGAAAUUAACAGUGAUCUGACAUCAGUCAUGAAAAAAGAAUAUCCUAGACGCCCUCCCACCAAUGAAAAUUUGUAUGAGUAUUUCAUGAGUCGCGUGCGACAGAAUCUACAUAUUGUGCUCUGCUUUUCACCAGUGGGGGAGAAAUUUAGAAACCGAGCUUUGAAGUUCCCUGCCCUUAUUUCAGGAUGUACGAUCGACUGGUUCAGCCAGUGGCCGAAGGAUGCCUUAGUUGCUGUGUCCGAACACUUCCUCUCUUCCUAUGAGAUUGACUGCAGCUUGGAAACUAAGAAGGAGGUUGUGCAGUGUAUGGGCUCCUUUCAGGAUGGCGUGGCUGAGAAGUGUGUCGAUUAUUUCCAGAGAUUCCGACGUUCUACCCACGUGACGCCCAAAUCAUACCUCUCCUUUAUUCAGGGCUAUAAGUUCAUCUAUGCAGAAAAGCACGUGGAAGUGCAAACCCUGGCAGAUAGAAUGAAUACUGGGUUGGAAAAACUGAAAGAAGCGUCAGACUCCGUUGCAGCCCUGAGCAAAGAACUGGAAGUUAAAGAAAAGGAGCUGCAAGUGGCCAAUGACAAAGCUGACAUGGUCUUAAAAGAAGUCACAAUGAAAGCGCAGGCUGCGGAAAAGGUGAAGGCCGAGGUCCAGAAGGUGAAAGAUAAGGCCCAGGCCAUUGUGGACAGUAUCUCCACAGACAAAGCUAUUGCUGAGGAGAAGCUGGAAGCGGCAAAGCCAGCGUUAGAGGAAGCGGAAGCAGCAUUGCAGACCAUCAAGCCUUCGGACAUUGCCACCGUCCGCACACUGGGUAGACCUCCGCACCUCAUCAUGCGGAUCAUGGACUGCGUGCUGCUGCUGUUUCAAAGGAAGGUCAAUGCUGUGAAAAUUGACCUGGACAAGAGCUGUACCAUACCUUCCUGGCAAGAAUCUCUAAAGCUGAUGACUGCAGGGAACUUUUUGCAGAAUUUACAGCAAUUCCCCAAAGACACCAUCAAUGAGGAAGUAAUAGAGUUUUUGAAUCCUUACUUUGAAAUGGCAGACUACAACAUUGAAACUGCAAAACGUGUAUGUGGGAAUGUAGCGGGACUUUGUUCCUGGACCAAAGCCAUGGCGUCCUUCUUUUCUAUAAACAAAGAGGUGCUGCCUCUGAAGGCCAACUUGGUGGUGCAGGAGAAUCGCUACGUUCUGGCCAUGCAGGAUCUGCAGAAGGCACAGGCGGAACUGGAUGAGAAGCAAGCAGAGCUUGACGUGGUGCAGGCAGAGUAUGAACAGGCCAUGACUGAAAAGCAGACCCUGCUGGAGGAUGCGGAGCGGUGCAGGCACAAGAUGCAGAGCGCUUCCACGCUCAUCAGGGGCUUGGCCGGAGAAAAGGCACGGUGGACAGAGCAAAGCAAGGAGUUCGCUGCACAAACCAAGCGACUCGUAGGGGAUGUAUUGUUGGCUACAGCUUUUCUGUCUUAUUCUGGCCCAUUUAACCAAGAAUUUCGACACCUGCUGUUAAAUGAUUGGGAGAAAGAAAUGAAAGCUCGGAAAAUUCCAUUCGGAAAGGAUCUAAAUCUGAAUGAGAUGCUGAUCGAUGCCCCCACCAUCAGUGAGUGGAGCCUCCAAGGUCUGCCCAACGAUGAUCUGUCCGUCCAGAAUGGAAUUAUUGUCACAAAGGCAUCUCGUUAUCCUUUACUAAUUGAUCCGCAGACUCAAGGCAAGAUCUGGAUUAAGAAUAAAGAAAGCCAGAAUGAACUGCAGAUCACGUCUCUAAAUCACAAGUACUUCAGAAACCACCUGGAAGACAGUCUUUCUCUUGGAAGGCCUUUGCUUAUUGAAGACAUCGGGGAGGAGCUGGAUCCAGCUCUGGAUAAUAUUUUGGAGAAGAAUUUUAUUAAAGCUGGAUCUACUUUUAAGGUGAAGGUUGGUGACAAGGAAGUAGAUGUUAUGGAUGGCUUCAAACUCUACCUCACAACCAAACUGCCCAAUCCAGCCUACACCCCAGAAAUAAGCGCACGAACCUCCAUUAUUGACUUCACUGUCACCAUGAAAGGCCUGGAAGACCAGCUGCUGGGGAGAGUCAUUCUCACAGAGAAACAGGAAUUGGAGAAAGAGCGAACUCACCUUAUGGAAGAUGUAACUGCAAACAAAAGAAGGAUGAAGGAACUUGAAGACAAUUUGCUUUACCGCUUGACAAGUACCCAGGGGUCCCUGGUGGAAGAUGAGAGUCUCAUCAUUGUGUUGAGCAACACCAAGAAGACAGCCGAGGAGGUGACACAGAAGCUGGAAAUUUCUGCUGAGACGGAAAUUCAAAUUAACUCAGCCCGAGAGGAGUACAGGCCUGUUGCUACUCGAGGCAGCAUCCUCUACUUCCUCAUCACGGAGAUGCGCUUGGUUAAUGAAAUGUAUCAGACUUCACUCCGUCAGUUUCUGGGCUUGUUUGACCUUUCCUUAGCCAGGGCUGGCAGGAGCCCAAUUACAAGCAAGAGGAUCGCUAAUAUCAUCGAGCACAUGACGUUCGAAGUGUACAAGUAUGCUGCUCGCGGCUUGUAUGAGGAACACAAAUUCCUGUUCACUUUGUUGCUCACCCUAAAGAUUGACAUGCAGAGAAACCGAGUCAGGCACGAAGAGUUUCUUCCUCUUAUUAAAGGUGGUGCCUCAUUGGAUCUUAAAGCCUGUCCUCCCAAACCAUCCAAAUGGAUCCUGGAUAUGACUUGGCUGAAUUUGGUGGAACUUAGCAAGCUCAGGCAGUUUUCAGACAUCCUUGAUCAGAUAUCAAGAAAUGAGAAAAUGUGGAAAAUUUGGUUCGAUAAGGAAAACCCUGAGGAAGAACCGCUUCCUAAUGCCUAUGAUAAAUCUCUUGACUGUUUCAGACGACUUCUCCUUAUUAGGUCCUGGUGUCCAGAUAGAACCAUUGCCCAGGCCCGCAAGUACAUCAUGGAUUCCAUGGGUGAAAAGUAUGCAGAGGGCGUGAUCCUGGAUUUGGAAAAGACUUGGGAGGAAUCUGACCCACGGACGCCACUCAUCUGUCUCUUGUCCAUGGGCUCGGACCCCACCGAUUCCAUCAUUGCUUUGGGGAAGAGAUUAAAAAUAGAAACGCGUUAUGUGUCCAUGGGCCAGGGCCAGGAGGUCCACGCUCGAAAGCUCUUGCAGCAAACCAUGGCAAAUGGAGGAUGGGCACUUCUGCAGAACUGCCACCUGGGUCUUGACUUCCUGGAUGAGCUCAUGGACACAGUCACAGAGACGGAGUCUGUGCACAGCGCGUUCCGCCUGUGGAUGACCACCGAGGGGCAUAAGCAGUUCCCCAUCGCGCUUCUUCAGAUGUCCAUUAAAUUUGCCAAUGAGCCUCCACAGGGCCUCCGGGCAGGACUGAAAACAACGUAUGGCGGGGUGAGCCAGGACCUGCUGGAUGUUAGCCCUGGAGCCCAGUGGAGGCCCAUGCUGUACGCAGUGGCCUUCCUGCACUCCACGGUCCAGGAGAGGCGCAAGUUUGGCCCCUUGGGGUGGAAUAUCCCCUAUGAGUUUAACCAGGCGGACUUCAAUGCCACCGUGCAGUUCAUCCAGAACCACUUAGACGACAUGGAUAUCAAAAAGGGCGUCUCCUGGACCACCGUCCGCUACAUGAUAGGAGAAAUCCAGUACGGAGGGAGAGUCACUGACAACUAUGACAAGAGAUUGCUGAACACAUUUGCCAAGGUUUGGUUCAGUGAAAACAUGUUUGGGCCAGAUUUCAGCUUUUACCAAGGAUACAGCAUUCCGAAAUGCAGCACAGUGGAAAACUAUCUUCAGUACAUCAAGAGCUUGCCGGCCUAUGACAGCCCUGAGGUAUUUGGACUGCACCCAAAUGCUGACAUUACCUACCAGAGCAAACUGGCCAAAGACGUGCUAGACGCCAUUCUGAGCAUUCAACCCAAGGACAGUGCUGGCGGUGGGGACGAGACCAGGGAGGCGGUGGUGGCUCGUCUGGCUGAUGACAUGCUGGAGAAGCUGCCUGCAGACUACAGCCCGUUCGAAGUGAAAGAGAGGCUGCAGAAGAUGGGCCCCUUCCAGCCAAUGAGCAUCUUCCUCCGGCAGGAGAUAGACAGAAUGCAGCGGGUCCUCAGCCUCGUCCACAGCACCCUGACGGAGCUAAAACUCGCCAUUGACGGCACGAUUAUCAUGAGUGAAAAUCUGCGCGAUGCACUGGAUUGCAUGUUUGAUGCCAGAAUCCCUGCGCGAUGGAGAAAAGCAUCAUGGGUGUCCAGCACACUGGGUUUCUGGUUUACUGAACUUCUAGAAAGAAAUUGCCAGUUUACUGCCUGGGUUUUCAAUGGCCGACCCCACUGCUUUUGGAUGACAGGCUUUUUUAACCCCCAAGGGUUCUUAACUGCAAUGAGACAGGAAAUAACUCGUGCCAACAAAGGCUGGGCCCUGGACAACAUGGUGUUGUGCAACGAAGUCACCAAGUGGAUGAAGGAGGACAUCUCUGCUCCGCCGGCCGCGGGCGUCUACGUCUAUGGAUUGUAUCUUGAAGGUGCCGGCUGGGACAAGAGGAACAUGAAACUCAUUGAAUCAAAGCCCAAAGUUCUCUUUGAGUUGAUGCCUGUCAUAAGGAUUUAUGCAGAAAACAACACUCCACCGCAAGAUCCUCGGUUUUAUUCCUGCCCCAUCUACAAGAAGCCAGUUCGCACGGAUUUGAACUACAUCGCCGCUGUGGACCUGAGGACAGCUCAGGCCCCAGAACACUGGGUGCUCCGGGGAGUGGCCCUUCUCUGUGAUGUCAAGUAACGUGGGCCUGUGCCCUGAGGUUCUUUGGAAAACACAAGCUCCCUGUCUGCCUGCCUGUGUGUCUCUAGGAGUGCUGGGUAGCAGAGAAACGUGUGU
Messenger RNA from Dipodomys spectabilis (banner-tailed kangaroo rat), 13583 nucleotides. It is a transcript of the gene Dnah5, whose product is annotated as dynein axonemal heavy chain 5. Gene Ontology annotation, cellular component: dynein complex. Gene Ontology annotation, biological process: microtubule-based movement. Bases 15 to 13487 code for a protein of 4490 amino acids. Gene Ontology annotation, molecular function: minus-end-directed microtubule motor activity; dynein light intermediate chain binding; ATP hydrolysis activity. Lineage: Eukaryota; Metazoa; Chordata; Mammalia; Rodentia; Heteromyidae. The transcript is spliced from 78 exons. The record is from RefSeq and is a predicted model, not a curated record.